GAUAGACUCCUGUGGGAGUGAAGAGCUAAGACAGACAAAGCAGUAGCUGUGGAGUUCUGGCUCCAUGUCCUGUCCACUGAGAAAGAAAGCUCUGCCUCUCACCAUGCUGCUGCUUCUGCUGAGUUUUCAUGUUCUCAUCACUCCUGUCUCGAAGGCCAAUAAAGAAACAAACAGAUCUGUUCAUUUCAUUCCCACAGUGGAAUUUGCCGUGAACACAUUCAACCAGGAAAGUCAGGAUGAAUAUGCCUACAGGAUGGAACAUAUCAUGAGUUCCUGGAGGGAGAAGGUAAAUUUUCCAACCGUGUAUUCCAUGAGGCUUCAGCUGCGUAGAACCAUAUGCAAGAAAUUUGAGGAGAGUCUCGAUAUUUGCCCCUUUCAGGAGAGCCAUGGUCUGAAUAAUACCUUCACCUGCCUGUUUACUGUCGGUACCUAUCCCUGGAUAACAAAAUUCAAGCUCUUCAGGAGUGUGUGCUCAUAGUUUCUCUGAUGGGAGUCACCCAUGGACUGGUCACGUACUUCUCUGCAUCCGUGAAGGGGUUACCCUUGGCAGAACCUCUGUGCUCAUUUUCCUUGUUUUGCAGCAUUGUGCAGUAUCAAGACUGGAUAUGUGGAUAAUAAUGAGGGGAAAGUGUACAUUGCUGUUGUUUCAUCAUGUAGAAUAGCUCAUUAAAUAUUGCAUUUCUGAA
Molecule: messenger RNA, 686 nt
Organism: Mus musculus (house mouse)
Lineage: Eukaryota; Metazoa; Chordata; Mammalia; Rodentia; Muridae
Gene: Cst9
Product: cystatin 9
Exons: 3
Coding region: 65-478 (137 amino acids)
Cellular component (GO): extracellular region
Molecular function (GO): cysteine-type endopeptidase inhibitor activity
Source: RefSeq, marked provisional